Molecule: messenger RNA, 3918 nt
Organism: Aplysia californica (California sea hare)
Lineage: Eukaryota; Metazoa; Mollusca; Gastropoda; Aplysiida; Aplysiidae
Product: TIP41-like protein
Exons: 7
Coding region: 787-1581 (264 amino acids)
Biological process (GO): TOR signaling
Cellular component (GO): cytosol
Source: RefSeq, a predicted model, not a curated record
AAACAAUGGAAAGAAAAUCAAUCAGAACAGCAAAUGAAUCCAGAAAUUAACGAAUAAAAAACCGCGUUGCUUUCGGAUUAGUUUUGAUCAGGUAAAAACAACAACACAUCCUAGCAACUAACUGAGCCUUCAUUCACGUUUAUAGCGUACGGAAUUAGAUGCGAAAGCUUUUCAACUUUUACGAGUGAAGAGGGAGGAUAAUGUUUAUUUGCCGAUUAAGACUUACUUUGAAAAACCCCAACAACAAACAAACAAAAACAACAACACAACUGUGUAAACAAAGUAAUCAAUGAAACUUUCAGCCAUGGUUUCUGUGAUUUAUCAUGUUUAAAAAUCAUUGCAUCAAGAUAUUAGAAAAACUAUUUUCAGAACUGUGUACUGUCUUGUUCAGAUCGUAGGACGACAUGUAGGCUAUAACCAAUGAAUCUGUUCUGGCUUCUGGCAAUUUGUAGCUCUGCUGUUCUUACUGUUCUAGCCAAAGCACAGUGUAGAAUUCUGUGAGCCAAAGUGAAAGCUCAUAGAAAUCCGGCUUCAAAACAAAAUUAUUAUUGCCUUCACUCUUUCUCGCUCAGCAGGCAGCCGUCCCGCUGACCCACACUUCACCGCUGUAUGCUGUAGGAGGGUGGCAGCAAAGCAGACUCGGUCCCUUUUUACGCAUUUUAUAGAGCAUUAUGUUCAAGUCAUGCCAAUGUGUGUAACGAAGGUGUUGUAAAGGGAAACGCGUGCCUGUCAUUUAUUCAUUUAACUGGCGCUUUGGCCCUCAUUUCUCCCUAGGCCUACCUCACCAUGGAAUCAGCACCAACCGCUGGUAAAGCGACGCCAAAGAAAGCAGUCCAUCAACAGUUCCAGUUUGGGCCAUGGACAAUGUCAACUUGCAAAUCACACAUUCUAGAGUCUGAGGGCCCUCAGAAGGAAAAGUUUGAUAAAGAAAUGCAACUUCCACAGCUUCCAGAGAUGGUGUUUGCUGAGAAUUUCUUGCGUGUUCAGCAUGAGUCAGGAUGCGGGUUGGAAUUUAAUGCUCUUGAUGCACUGCGGUUAGUUGAUGCUCAUUCAGAUCCUGUCAAGGUCGCUGCAUCAAAGGAGUGGCAGGGAGCAAGAUCCGACUGCGAGCACAUCAAGAACGUGGUGUCACCGUUUGACUGGACCUACACUACAGACUACAAAGGAACGAUAGUCCAGGAAAAAACGGGUACCCUUACGGUGUCUCCAACAUUAGAUCGCAUUGAUGUUGAAAAACUGAAGAAGAGAGAACCAAUUCAUUUUUACGAAGACGUUUUGCUGUUUGAAGAUGAACUGUCUGACAAUGGGACAUCAAUGUUGAAUGUGAAAGUAAGAGUCAUGCCCAGCUGUUUCUUCCUGCUGAUGAGGUUUUUUGUGCGUGUUGACCAAGUUUUCAUCCGUGUCAAUGACACCAGAAUAUACCAUGAGGCAGGAACAAACUACAUGUUACGGGAGUUCUCCAGCAAGGAAGAGAAGACUGUUAAUAUUCCAGCGGCUGUCCAUACUGAUCCAAAUGAGGUCUCCAAGCAUUUGAAACUGACAUGUGAAAUAUUUGAGAAACUUGAGUUCCCACAGUCAUGAGGUGAAGCUGUUGUAAUAUAGGGAUAAGUGUUGGAGCAUGACAUUGUGUAAAUGAAUAAUUAGGUAGUGAGAGAAUGAAAUAUUACAAAAGAUUGCAGUGGAUGAAAUUAUUGUUACCGUUACACAUUGACUGUGUAAAUUGAAUGUUUGAGAGUGUUUAUGAAAGGGAAUUUUUUUUGUUGUUGUUGCUGGUAUCAGUUUCAUGCCUUUGUUGUGAUGCAUAGUUCCACUGCUGAAAAUUGAAGUAGUGAAGAAGCUGCUCUUACUUUUGUAUAUCAACUGUACCAGUUUUUGUCUUAUAAUGGUAAACUGGGCACCAGGGGCAGUAUGUUCUAUUGUCUGAUCAUAUUGUUACCCUUUUUAUGCUGCGGUCGACACGUUAUAGGUCAUAUUUGGAGAUGGGUGUUUCGACUCGGCUCUGUCAAGGCCAGCUCGGGGUAAUUGGGAUACAGUAUCUCGUAAGAAAGAUGGGGUUGCCCGGUGAAUAUUGCCCCAACUCAGGAAUGAGGAAGCAUCUUGUGUACGCAAAACGAAAGUGUUUCCAUUUCGUGGGACAUGCUCUGCUCAUUUUGCAAUAGGCUAGCAGUCUAUUUGAAAAAGAUAAUUUAUCCUUUUGCAUUGUCUUGUUUUGUUUGUGAGUUACUAGGGAUACUUUGUCCAUUGGUGUAGAAUUUGCUGUCAAAUUUAGGAUAUUGUCAUUAGGUUUGUUUUUCUCUCUCUGUUUUUCUUUUGUUAGUUGAAAACCCUGAAUACACUUGUGUGAAUGUGGGAUAAAUGAUAUUUUUGUCUAUUGAGAGAGUUUUGAUAUUAUGAAUGUCCUGUAUGAUUGCUUGAGGAGAGAUGUGGGAAAUAAUUUUCAUAUUCAAGAGCAUAGCGUCAGCAAACUGUUCAACUGUUAUAAGCCCAGAAUCAAAAUUUUUCAUAAGAUAUAAAAAAUGAUUCCAUUUUUCUAAACAUCGUCAUUAUGUAUCUAAGGCCAGGAAGAACAAUUUUCACGAGAGAGAAGAAAAGUUUCAUUCUUCUAAAAAUUGUCACUGUAUAUCUUUUCUUUUCUUUUAUCAACAUUUAUAACUUGAAGUUUGACAAAAUAUAUUUUUUCAAGCAUGUGCUUCCGAUACCACAGGUUAAGGAACUGCAAUGAAAAAAAAAAAGUAAACAUUUUGGGCUUACGUUAGUGCAUCUGAACCUCUGGCUGAUGAGAGCAGUUGGAUCAAGCUGUGUCUGCCUGAACGUUCCACCUCAGGCCUUGCUCCUUGUGAUACUUUUUGUAUUUUGUGCUGUUUUUUUUUCCUCUUUAAUCGUGAUAUUUUGCUUUUGGAAAGAAUGUUUUACAUUUAUAAUUUUGUUCUCACUGUGCUCUGAUGUGAAUUUCAGGGGGUACUAGUACUGCUGUUUGAUUUUUUAAAACCUGCAGUGUAGUAAAAUCAUGUUAAUGUUUUAUAUAUAUAUGGCAAAAAAUGAUUCAUAGUAAAUUCAGUCCAAAUUAUUCUAUUUCAACAAUGUUCGAAUGUUUCAUAGUAAAUUCAGUCUAAAUUGUUCUAUGUCAAUAAUGUUGGAAUUUGUUGAUUAUGGAGAUGUUAAUACUGGACUAAGAAAGAUGUGGGGAUUUUCUUUUUAAUCAUAUCUGAAAUAUUCAGUUUGUUCAUGAUUCACAUCAUGUAAUGAUGUAAUUUUUGUAGUAUUAGGUUUUUCUUGCUGACAGCAGAGUGAGUCUAGAACCACGGUUUGCCUCACGAGUCACACUGCUGAAAUGAGGAGGAUGAGCUUCUGCCUUUUUUUUGCCUUAUUAACUAAACUUUGCAAUAGUGGGCGCUGCUCUAUUUCCUCAGAUGGUAGUAUUGGUCUACGUCUCAUGUUGUAUGAAGAUAACAUAUAUAUGUUGCUAGUUACGUCUAUGUGGUCUAAUCCCAAGUUGUGUGGGCAUGUUUUCAUCUUAGUAGUCAUGUGUUUUGUCUGAUAUGCCGUCAUUGUUAAAAGUACAGUAUAUGCAGUUUUUACAAUAUUUUACGAGCGAGCCAAAGAAAUUGAAUGUUAUUACCAAGAAAACAUGUGCUUUAAAUAGAGAGAUAUAUGAGGAAGUUAUUGUCAAAAUUGUAUUCUUAAAAAUAUUGACUUGGGAAGUUUGCAGAGAGUUUGUUUACUUGGUAACAAUAUUCAGUUUUUGGGCUCUCCUGUAAAAUUGUACAAACUGCAUACUGUGCUUUUAAAAAUGAUGACGCUGAUGUCAUGUUGAGAAACUUUGCCAUUGAUCAUAACUUGAUUGUUUAUGUGAGCCACAGUGAUGAAUAAAUUGUAUAACAGUGGAGUUUGCUUUAACCAAAAUCCAUGGGACCGUCA